Moesziomyces antarcticus is the source of this 1245-nucleotide messenger RNA. RefSeq names its product calcium:hydrogen antiporter. The transcript has a single exon. Gene Ontology annotation, molecular function: calcium:proton antiporter activity. Gene Ontology annotation, biological process: calcium ion transmembrane transport; intracellular calcium ion homeostasis. Gene Ontology annotation, cellular component: fungal-type vacuole membrane. Lineage: Eukaryota; Fungi; Basidiomycota; Ustilaginomycetes; Ustilaginales; Ustilaginaceae. Bases 1 to 1245 code for a protein of 414 amino acids. The record is from RefSeq and is a predicted model, not a curated record.
AUGCCAGCCAACGAACGCACUCCGCUCGUGGGGAGCGGCAACGACCUGCCGAGCCACAACGGCAACAACGCUUCGCACGGUACGCCCAACAUUGUGUCGUCGCUGUGGUGGAUCCUUACGUGCUCCUGGAUCAACGUCUUCCUCGUGUUUGUGCCGCUGGGCAUUGUCGCCGAGCACGCGCACUGGCCUGCCAUCUGGAUCUUCUCGCUCAACUUCCUCGCCAUCAUCCCGCUCGCCAAGAUCCUCGGCGAUGCCACCGAGCAGGUCUCGCUGCGUCUCGGCCAAACCCUCGGCGGCCUGCUCAACGCCACGUUCGGCAACGCCGUCGAGCUCAUCGUCGGCAUCGUGGCGCUCAUGCAGGGCCAGCUGCGCAUCGUCCAGACCUCGCUCAUCGGCUCGAUUCUGAGCAAUAUCCUGCUCGUGCUCGGCAUGAGCUUUGUCGCAGGCGGCCUCUUCCGCUCCGAAAACACCUUCCAGCAGACCGCAGCCCAGGCGAGCGGCUCGAUCAUGACGCUCGGUUGCAUCACGCUCGCCAUCCCCGCCGCCUACCACAUGUCGCUCAAGUCCGCCUCGCUCUUCGCGGGCAACUUUGAGGCGCUGGCGGUGCUCAAUGCGCCCAUCGUGCAUGGAGAGGAGGACCGUUCCGGCCUGCUCUUCAUCUCGCGCGGGACCUCGCUCAUCCUCGUGGGCAUCUACGUGCUCUACCUCUUCUUCCAGCUCAAGUCGCACGCGUUCCUGUACGAGGCCGAGGAGGAGGACGACGAAGAGGAGGAGGCCAAGAUGUCGCCCCUCGCCGCCAUGAUCGCGCUCGCCUCGGUCACCAUCCUCACCGCCUUCAACGCCGACUACCUCGUGGGCGCCAUCGACGAGGUCGCCAACGAGUACGGCAUCCCCAAGGCGUUCAUCGGCGUCAUCCUGCUGCCCAUCGUGGGCAACAUGGCGGAGCAUCUCACCGCGGUCUGGAUGGCCGCCAAGGGCAAGAUGGAGAUCUCGCUCGGCAUCGCCAUCGGCUCGAGCAUCCAGAUCAGCGUGGGCAUGAUCCCCAUCCUCGUCCUCGUCGGCUGGGCCAUCCGUCAGCCGCUCACGCUCUACUUUGAGACGUUCGAGACGGUCAUCCUCGUCGCCGCCGUGUUCCUGGUCAACACGCUCGUCCAGGACGGCAAGAGCAACUACAUGGAGGGCGCCAUGCUGUGCAGCUUAUACGCCGUGGCGGCGCUGAGCUUCUGGGUGUCGCCUUCGGUGUAG